Camelina sativa (false flax) is the source of this 1159-nucleotide messenger RNA. Its product is annotated as polyadenylate-binding protein-interacting protein 13-like. The record is from RefSeq and is a predicted model, not a curated record. Gene Ontology annotation, molecular function: RNA binding. Lineage: Eukaryota; Viridiplantae; Streptophyta; Magnoliopsida; Brassicales; Brassicaceae.
AAAGCAACAUCACUCUCUAUCUCUCUUUUUUUUUCUCUCUGCAAAAUCAUUCCUAAUCCCAAACAAAAGGAGUCGAUCAAUCUUACUUUCAUCCAAGCAAAAGAGGAUGUCUACUGUUACUGUAAAAGUGAGCAACCUUUCUAGUGGAGCAACAGCGGGAGACCUCGACGAGGUUUUUUUCUUGGCAGGAUCUAUUGUGUACAUAGAGAUGCAAAGGGAGACUCAAGUGGCAUUUAUCAGUUUUAGGGACUUGCAAGGAGCUCAAAACGCACUUGGUUUCUCCGGAAAAAUGAUUGUUGAUUCUCCAAUCAUUGUCACUAUGGCUCCAGACUAUCAGGCUUUAGCUUCAACGAUGACUACUGUCAAAGUAAGCCAUGUCUCCGUAGGAGCAACAGAGGGAGACCUCCAAAACGUAUUCUUCCUGGCUGGUUCUAUCAUGUAUAUUGAGAUGCAUAGGGAGACUAAAGUCGCAUAUAUCACUUUUCGGGACUUGCAAGGAGCUAAAGAAGCAGUUAAUUUCUCGGGAGCGACAAUUGUUGAUUCUUCAGUCACUGUGACUAUGGCCCCGGAUUACCAACUAUCUCCUUCCUUGGUUCAAAUGGGUACUGUAACUAUCCAACUUAUGUGCAAAACUCAGCGAGUAGGCCUUGUUAUUGGCAAAGGCAGAGCAACCAUCAAAGCCAUCUUGGCUGACACUGGUGCCAAUGUAACCACUUCUCCUUUAAUGCCUGGAUACCAAGUUGUGACCAUAGCUUCGUUCGAGAAUGUUCAGGGAUAUUCAUCACCCGUAGCCUCAUUCAUUUGUGUAUGACAACCGAUGCUAGGAAUCAUGAAGUCACCAUUCUUGUCAAUAAUGUUAGCGUGAGUUGCAUUGAUGAUGUCUCAGUUGAGGAUUGGAGUAAAUCUACUGGUUCUUUCAUCACAGUGUCAAAGAUGACAUCUAAAGAUUACUACCUGGUGAAGAUAAGCGGAGCAAAAGAAGCAGUUUUGAGAGCUUCUUUCAGAGUUGUGUGUCGACUGAGGGAUUUUGCACUAUUGUAAACACGUCUGGGUUUCUAAUUACAGAUAUUGCUAAGAGCUAGACCGAGAAGGGGGAUUUUGGUACUUCAAACAAAAAUUUCUUGCAUUUGUCAAUUCAUAGCAACAAAACAUUGGUUUA